AUGAAGGCGGUCAACAUUUUCCCUUCCUGGAUGCGACAAAGCUGCGUCGGACCUCGCAUCCGCCCCACCACUCGGAUCGGGUUGAGUGGGCAACGUGUCCCACCACCUCUUUAUUUCAUCAACCGUUUCCGGUUGGACACUCGUCGCCCCAUAUCCACCUCUUACGCCCUUGGGUCGACUUUCAAAUCAUCGGCGGAAUUAGUAGCAAAGUGGUUGUCGUUCCCGGCCAUUUCGAAGCCAGUGGUUCGCCACGUGACCACAAACGACUCGGCACGGCCCCUUUCCGCUCCUAACGACGACGACAGCGUCACCGACCGCAAUACCUCUCGCAUCGACAGCGAUGGCUCCUCUUCCCCGAUCGUCAAACUGAGACCGUAUCAGAUCGAUUGCAUCAAUGCCGUGCUAGACAUCUUGGAGAACACGGACCUCACCCGUUUGGCAAUCUCCUCCCCCACGGGUGACUCGGCGGACCCGUACGAACUGGACGCAAUCCAGGAACCAGACUAGCUUAUGACUUCGCUCUCACGAUUCAAUUUUUCGCAGGCAGCGGUAAGACGGUCAUGUUCACCGCACUCAUCCCUCGCGUCCCACCCAGAAUUUGCAGCGACGAGUCUCCCCGAGUUGUUGCUCGUCGCGUUCUCAUCGUCGUCGGAGCUGUACACCUCGUUCACCAAACCGCACAGACGGUAAAGCGCUUUCUUCCUGAUGCUGUACGUUCCUCGGCGGCUAAGAAAUUGGGUGCUCCCUGAGAAAAGUGUCGCGAUCGCUGAUGAAAGGGGCUUUGGUAUAAUGUCAGAGCGUCGAAAUUGAGCAAGGGGAAUUUCAUGCGAGUGGUUGCGCCGACGUCACUAUUGCAUCCUGCCAGGUGUCCUGUGGGGGAGCCGCGAAUGGAGUACCAAGAAGGGCCGUACUGAAUUUUCGUGAUCACAGAGCUUGGAAAAACGACUCGACAGCUAUGAUCCGUCAACGUUCAAGGCUGUGAUCAUUGACAAGGUGUGAGAGUGACCCAUUCCGUAUCCAUUUCCCAAGACGUGAUUAGUAAAGACGAUUGCUCCAAGUCCUCAGGCUCAUCAUUCUGUUGCCGAGACCUACCUCAAGAUUACGCGCCACUUUGAUCCACGGCUCGUACGACUCGGCAAAGCGAGUGAUCGACCACUCGAACAGAACAAUGUUGAACCCUAUGUAUUCGAGCACUCGAAGACGGAUUGUAAACGACCACUCCCCCGCCACCUCGGUCCUACGCCUUUCACGAUGUCACCGAACGGCGAACCGUGUGUGCCGAUCAUUGGGGUGAGCGCCACACUCUUGCGAGCGGACAAGGUCUCGGUCGGCAAGGUUUUCGAGAAGAUCGUCUGGCACGCUUCUUGGUUGGACAUGAUUGCUGCAGGAUACUUGUCCAAGAUGCGUUUCACCACCGUCAAACUUGGCAAUGGAUUGGAUCUCAAAUCCGUCCGGAGGAAAGGGAAGAAUGGUGACUUUGUCCUCAAGGCGUUGGCGGAAGUGGUUGAUCGAAAGACGGUGAAUGAGAUCGUUGUCGCGGUGUACAAGAACAAAAUUCAAGGAGUCUACACUUCCACUGUGAUGUAUGCGUGCAACAUCCAACAUACGAAAUCACUGCAGGUUGAGUUUCGGGCGCAAGGAGUUCUUGCGCGCGCGGUUGAUGGUACCACGUCAAAGGACGAGAUCGAGGAAGUCCUUGAUCGCUUUCGAGCCGGUGAGAUGCAUGUACUCAUCAAUUGCAGUAAGUCUGCGCGCAUGAUUCUGACGAGCUGGACACUCCACUCAUUCACAUUCUUUCAUGAUGCUGCAGAUCUCUUCAUGGAAGGCGUUGACCUCCCAUGUAUCGACUCGAUCAUGGCAGUUCACCCGACCCACUCCUGGCCACGGUGGUUGCAAAUGCUCGGCCGAGGAAUGCGCCUGAGUCCCGAGACGAACAAGACUCACUGCCAUGUGUUCGAAUUCGUGGGAAACGCGACCGACGGGCUUGCGUGUUCCCCCAACCUACUUGAUGUCGGUUUCAGAGUUAUGCCGGAGUGUAAGCUCCACCUUCAUACUUUGUGGACACUCGCAAAAUGGGGCUGACAGCGUAUCACGCUCGCACAGACCGAUCGGCCACUGGAGGCGGCGAAAAAAUGGCACCACCGCCAAUCGAACUCAUGAGUGAUAUUCAAGCGCAUGACAUCAUUCCUCACCUUGGACAUGACGUCUUUGGGUCUGCACCGGAGUAUCUUGCCGCUUCUUCACCCGACGAUCCUUCCGGUCACCUUGACCUGUGGCGAAGCACUCCCAAUGCGUGGAUUGGGCUCGGCAAUGACGCUUACGUUCUCGUGGUUGGCAAGAAACGUCAGAUCAAAGUCGAAGGACAUGCGUCUGGAAAUGGAACACUUUGGAAGGCGACCGGUUACGAGGACGGUGAUGAUGAAGACGAGUUUGGUGACAUUCUCUCUGAGUCGGUCACACUCGGGAAAGCACAGGAUCUGGCAUCUCUGAUCAAGGAAAUGGACCAACUCGUCUGCAACGACCCUGACUGGCGCCCCGACUUCUCACUCAAUCGAAACGCGCAGUGGCGAUCGGAAGACCCGACCGAAGCGCAAUGCAAUUACUUGGAAAUGCUGGAAAUGCGGUUGCAGGACUACUCGAUACUCUCAACAAAAGGCCGAGUGAGCAGUCUGUGGGUGCCCGGACGAGAAUCUGAAAACGCCGAGCUACUAGCGAUGGAGGAGUUGACACGAGGUGAAAUGACCGAUGCGAUUACGCGUGUCAAAUGGGGUGGGAACGAGUGUUGGACAGCACUCAAGAAGCGAUACGGAAAUUGUUGA
Molecule: messenger RNA, 2819 nt
Organism: Microbotryum saponariae
Lineage: Eukaryota; Fungi; Basidiomycota; Microbotryomycetes; Microbotryales; Microbotryaceae
Source: the annotation of a GenBank genome assembly